Molecule: messenger RNA, 1416 nt
Organism: Oldenlandia corymbosa var. corymbosa
Lineage: Eukaryota; Viridiplantae; Streptophyta; Magnoliopsida; Gentianales; Rubiaceae
Source: the annotation of a GenBank genome assembly
AUGGAAGCCAAAAUAGAAGUAAUAUCGAGGGAGUUAAUCAAACCAUCAUCUCCUACCGCGGUUGAAAAAAAAGAGCUUACAUUGUCUCUUCUAGAUCAGCUUCAACCGGCUCGCUACAUCCCUUUGCUUUUCUUCUACAAAAGAAACCCGUGUGAUUCCAAAAUUUACGGUGAUAAAUAUACUUCUAAUGCAACCUUCCAUUUGAAACAGUCUUUAUCAGAUUGCCUGACGAAAUUCUACCCUUUAGCCGGAAAGCUGAAUCCAGGCCAUUGUUCUAUUAAUUGCGAUGACUCUGGAGCUCUUUUUGUGGAAGCUAAGAUUAAUAUUGGGCUCUCAGAAGCAGUCCACGAUGUUCCUUAUGAAGAUUUUGGAAAAUACUUGCCACUGGAGCCAUACCUACAGUCUGAAGAUGAGGAUGGCGAAUGCCGGCUUAAAAGCGAAAUGAUGGUGUUAGCAGUACAAAUCACUUGGUUUGCAUGCGGAGGAAAUGUGGUUGGUGUCUGCAUCCUCCAUAAUGUCGCUGAUCUCAUGUCCUGUCUAACAUUCAUGAACUCAUGGGCUGCUCUAAACCGCGGCGCCGGGGAAGGUGGCACUACUAAUUUCUCAACACCCAAUUUCAACAUUGGCACUCAAAUGUUUCUUCCUUUGAAACAUGUGAUCCCGUCUCAAAAUCAUUUGGAAGCGAAGAAAGUUUGGAAGAGGUUUGUGUUCGACAACAACAUGUUAACGAAUCUUAAAAAAAUCGCCACUACUUCACCAUCAUCUCAUGAAGUGAAGGUGAAGGAUCCCACCCGGGUUGAAGUCGUAUCUGCGUUUAUAUGGAAGCAUUUCAUCAACGUAAUGCUUGCUAAGAAUCAAGAUGAUGCUGCCACAACACUGAUGUCAAGGAUCUGGCACCUGGUGAACCUGAGAAGAAGGAUGAGCAGAUUGUUGGCCUUACCAUCUACAGAAUUCCCUUUUGGGAACUUCUUAACCUGCGCCGUUGCUUCAUUCACAUCCGAGGAGAUUCAGGAGGAAGGGAUAACAUAUGCUAAUUACGGCGAUCUCGUUUGGCGCACACGUGAUUCAAUAAAGAAGAUAGAUGAAGAUUAUGUUGUCAAACGUGUAGUUCCUUUUGUAAAAAAGAUGGCUACAAAUGGAGUAGGACACCUCCAGCCACCACCCACGACUACAGUGACUGAAAGGGUUUUUAGCAGUUGGUUGAGAUUCCCGAUUUACGAAGUGGACUUUGGUUGGGGAAAACCGGUUUCGGUUGGCCCUACAGCAGCUGCUUUUGGAGAUGGCAAUGUUGUAUACUUAAUCAGCACAAGGAAUGAGGAGGGAAUAGAAGCGUGGAUUUCCAUGUCAGAAGACGAUUUCGGUUUGCUUCCGGACGAGUUUCUUUCACUUGCAACAACUGAUUUUUUUCAGAUCUAA